This is a messenger RNA of Anopheles stephensi (Asian malaria mosquito), 2704 nucleotides long. Its product is annotated as microfibril-associated glycoprotein 4-like. The record is from RefSeq and is a predicted model, not a curated record. Lineage: Eukaryota; Metazoa; Arthropoda; Insecta; Diptera; Culicidae. The transcript is spliced from 6 exons. The coding region runs from base 45 to 974 and encodes 309 amino acids.
CCGCUUUCGGACGAUCGAUUCAAACCUCACCAGACGCUUGUUCAAUGAAGACCGCAGUGGUGCUCGGCCUGAUAUGUUGCCACCUAGUGCUGUGUUGGUGUACCGUGCGAGGAAACGACACAGCAAACGACGCGGAACCCUUCCAAGGAUUGAAAACGAACCUUAUGUUUCAGGUGCUGAAACGACUGGACGAGAUUGAUCAGCGCAUAAGCCAUUUGGAACGAAGAAUACAGAAUAAUCACCACAUAACUAUGGCAUCCGUGCGGGACAAACUGGAAGGAAUCAGUGAUAAGCUCGAAAGCAUCAACAAAACACUACGUCAAAAUGUGGGCACGUAUUAUGCUUCCUGUCAGGAAGCGCCGGCCUUGCUGAGUGAUGUGUACACGAUCAAACCACCGGCAUCGAGUGUGGCCCCGUUCCGAGUGUACUGUGAGCAGAGCUACCGAAAGGGUGGUUGGAUUGUGCUAAGUCGUCGAUUUGAUGGAUCGCUCAACUUCACGCGGGAUUGGAUAGACUAUCGGGACGGGUUCGGAACACCGGAGGGCGAAUAUUGGUUGGGGUUGGAGAAGAUGCAUCGCAUCACGGGAGCAGAUUACUUCCAGCUGUUGGUGCAUCUUAAGGACCACGAAGGUACGGUCAAGACGGCACUGUACGAUGAGUUUGAGAUUGGUAACGAAUCCACCGGCUAUCGGUUGUAUUUGGGUGCGUUUGUGGAGGGUAAUGCAAAGGAUUCGUUGCGGCCCAGUGUUGGGAUGAAGUUUUCCACACCCGACCGGGAUAACGAUGAGCAUCCGGGGUCUUGUGCGGAUUAUUACGCUAGUGGUUGGUGGUACCGGAACUGUAUGAAUGCCAAUCUCAACGGAGUCUAUCGACAGUAUGACCCACGGAAUGCGACAAUGAACUGGUUCGGAUUCAGGGACGACCUUCAAGGUUUGAAGGAGGCAACGAUGAUGAUAAGAGAGGUGUCGUCGUAGAAGUCUACGACUUCAUGUACUGUAUUUACUAACCUUGUAGCAAACGCAUUCCCUGUGCAAUGAAGACGCCAUUCUUGUAGCUUCUAAUCUAACUUUUUUAUACUGUGAUUCGGUGAUGCCGAUUUCUGUUAUCCAAACUCAAUGCUCCUCACACUCACACUUCUUCACAAGCCACAUGUCGUGUUAAAUAUUUCCUCAACACCAAUGACGCUGAUCAGGCAUGAAAAGGACACGUGUCACCUUUGUGAGAUACUGCCUGUCAUCUUUGCAUCAGUAAAACACUCAACUGCAAAAAUUCACAAAAUCAUCUAACACAAGCACAUGAAUAUAUAGCUAUUUUCUACGAAAAUUGAACCAUUUUCACUUAAAUUUGAGCUAAAAAACACUACUUUCUUCCUAAAAUCACCCAAAUCACCUGCACCGUACGUGUGCUCGAUUCGUCCUGCUCACUGACGUGAUAGUCAUGCGGAAGGAGCCGAUAUCUAGCGACCGUUGCCAAGGAAACGGGACACGCACACAUUACCUAGCGUGGUGCGCGUGGCCGUACCUAGCAACGGUAAACAUAAACAAACCACGCAGGAACUUCCUUCGGUGCGCUGGUUGUCGAAUGCGAAAUAAGGAACUGGUGAAUAGCUAACUUUCUUCGUGUCCUGUCAUCGGUAGUAAAACCGGAAAGAUUAAGGUUAGCCUUAACCCUGAAUACACUGUGUACACUAAUAAUUUUGUACCUCAAUUUUGAACGUUUAUUGCGCAAAUCUACCUGAGGCAGUCAAACAUUUUUUCAGCAAAUGUUUGGAUGCCACGCCAAAAAAUAAUUGAUAAUGUGCCAUUAAGUCUUUUAAAAAAAUUUAACUUAUUGACUACUCGAAAAAAUUGUAAAUUAUGCAAGCAAAUGAUAGUCAGAAAGGCUUGGUGAGUAAACUGCGAUAAUCACUGACGCACAAUUGUAUGAUUUCUCUAAAUUCUGGGUGAAAAAGAGUAUAAAAGCAAGAGUUUCAGGCAUAUAUUUUAAUGGUUAAAUCAAGCAAAUUGCCGUUUACAUUGUCCUCCAUAGGCAUGUUCCACUCACUGUAUUCAACUUAUUUAUCAGGCGCUUCAUCCAAUUUAUCAGUCUGGACCUGCUACAGAAAUCCUCGAUAAAGGUCAUGGUGUAAUGCCUCCGUCUGCCAAUUAAAUCCCCUUUUCACUUUUUUUCUUGGCGAAUGCAUUUAUGCUCUCUGUCCAAGUGGACGGCCCGUCAGCUCCAUAAUCGUUAUUCUUAAACUAAUAACCAAACACAAAGAUAAUCUUGAGUAUUUGCUGCUUAAACAAUUGAUGUUUUUGCAUGAAAUUCGUUCUGAAUAGUUUUUUUUUCACGAGUAAUAAAUAAAGUUAAAAUGAGUUUUAAAUGAUCAGUGUUUAAAUACCUGUAAAAAAUGCUGUAAAAACGAUAAUACUUCAAUAUUAGCCAACAAAAGAAACCAACUUUUUUUCUUCAGUGUUUAGGCAUUUAAGGGUUCACAACAUGUGCAUUAGGCAUUAGACUAGACCGAAGGCGUUUAAAGCUUCACUAGAGCGUAGCUAGACGAAUAAUUCAAUAAUUCCCAUCAUAGUUGAUCAAACAAUGUUUACAUAGCGAACGAUUGUGGUAACACGAACUCAACACAUUUAUCAUGCAAUCAGGGCUUGGUUUUUUGCACUUGUUUGCACGGUCGAGAGGUUGAAAUAAAAAGCAAAUUAUUAAAUAUUCA